AUGUGGAUUUACUCCAUGACGAAAAGAGCCAGUCAAGUUCAAAGCUCCGUGCUCGGUUGUUCCCAGAUAAUUCUUGAUGCACGUUUGCGGCUGAAAGAUUUAGAAGAGUUGAUUAUGUCCUCGAAUUGUUUGGCACUACAAGAUGAAGAUGCUAUGAUGCUUAUCCAGCUUGUUUUUAUGUUGAAGGGUCUACAUGGACGGGACAUUAAAACGGGCAUUCCUGCAGCGGUAUACAAGCUUGCUGAUAAUAUAGAUGAUUGGAACAAGUUUGCAUGGGGUACGUAUUUCUGGAAAUAUGCUUCACGUAUGAUGCGUGGAAUGUUUGAGAAAAUAGAAGAGUUUAGAGAAUUCAAGCAAGCCAAUCCCGAAUCGAAGAAAGGACACAAGUAUACCGUUCCUGGUUUUAUGCUUCCAUUUAAGAUAUAUAUUUUGGAGACGUUCCCAGAGGCAACCAAGUUUUAUAUACACAUGCCGACAGAAUUGCCAAGGAUGAGGGCAUGGAGAAGUAAAACACCGUUAAAUUGGGAUCAAUGUUGUUGA
This is a messenger RNA of Lactuca saligna, 540 nucleotides long. The record is from the annotation of a GenBank genome assembly. NCBI's taxonomy places the organism in Eukaryota, Viridiplantae, Streptophyta, Magnoliopsida, Asterales, Asteraceae.